AUGGAGAGCGGCACCCUGGUGUGUUAUGCGGACGACACGCUGGUGCUGGCCGGUGGGGAGGACUGGAAGGAGGUGAAGGCAGUCGCCAACGUGGCGGUGGCCUGCGUGGUGCGGGCCAUCGGUGCGCUGGGUCUACGGGUGGCGGCCAAGAAGACAGAGGCGGUCUUCUUUCAUGAUGGAUCAGCCGGUCCGCCACCCGAGACCCAGAUAACGGUGGAUGGAGUGGACAUCAAGGUGGGGGCCCAGAUAAAGUAUCUGGGCCUCCACAUAGAUGAGCGCUGGAAGUUCGAGGAGCAUUUCGCGAGACUGGCGCCCAGGUUGGACAAGGCAGGCAACGCGUUAUCGCGUUUAAUGCCCAGGUUGGGACCUGGGCGGGCCGCGUGGGAGGACGAGACGUCUCUACGUCAAUGUUAUAACGUCCAUGGCAUUGUACGGUGCCCCCGUGUGGGCAGAGACCCUCCGGAAGAGUAG
This is a messenger RNA of Vollenhovia emeryi, 471 nucleotides long. RefSeq lists its product as uncharacterized. Bases 1 to 471 code for a protein of 156 amino acids. NCBI's taxonomy places the organism in Eukaryota, Metazoa, Arthropoda, Insecta, Hymenoptera, Formicidae. The record is from RefSeq and is a predicted model, not a curated record. The transcript has 2 exons.